AUGGACACGAUGGAUACGAUGGAUACGAUGGACACGAUGGACGGCUUUGACCCAAUGGAUAUGUCCUACAUGGGCAAUUCAAUGCCAGUCGGCCUCCUAUCUCAUACCGAUUACCUACAGCCGAGCUCGGGGUUGGAUAUGCAGGACAGCUUGUCGAAUUUCGACAACGAGAUGUAUCUGAGUGCCGAAGGCUUGACCUUUGCACCCUCGACCAGUAUUGGGCACCCCAUCCUCAAGCGCUUUUCAAGUUCGUUCGAUGACGCUUUUGGUGACCCAAACACUUCCCAAUUCGAACAGGGUUUGCCGGAACAGAUGAUACCGGAGAGUCCUUCGCUAGAUCGAGAAAACAAGCUGUUGAGCUUCUCAAUGCCAACCUACCAUUUCACACUGCUAGACUCUUCUUUACGAAGGACGUCUUUGAACAUGACCGCACAACUGCAUGGCAUGUUCUUCCUUGCCGAAUCACAGUGGCCUACCAAUCCUGAUGCGAUCCCGCCUCCGCCCGAGCUGACCUGUUAUCGCCGCAAUCUGUUUCAGAUAACUGGAACAGUCACUCUGCCAAGGAACUUAAGGUACAUCAUGACUGACCAUGGUGACCGGAUACCUAUAUUUACCCAGGAACUAACCGUAUCAGCUAUUGAGUCGGUAGAAGGCAACCCUGUGAGGAUCAUUUCGGUUCCUUGGAAGAAUGCCGCGGGCAGUGGAACAAAUACAGAGGACAAAGUGGAGCGAGAGCCCCCUUCGAUACCUCUAGAAACCAUGAGUAGCUCGGACUUCGACACAGAUUAUGCCACCUUUCCCAUCCAAUGGAAAAGACUGCAAUUCAGGAUAGCAACGGCGAAUAAUGGUCGCAGGAAAGAGCUGCAACAACAUUUUGUGAUCAAGUUAAAGAUUAUGGCUACGCUAUCCACGGGGGCCAGAUAUUCAAUUGCUGAAGCACAGUCUGGAGCCAUCAUCGUUCGAGGACGAAGUCCUCGUAAUUUCCAGUCACGAAAGGACCUUCCGCUUAGCACCAGUGCUGGGCUAUCUCGGAAAGGUGUGGGCGCUGGAAUGAGCCGGACCUCUACUGGUGACAGCGUACCACAAGCUUCGACAUCGAAACCCGCUGUAUCGCCUGAUGAAGUAGCUCAAGUGGUCUUUCCCCAACAAGAAAGCCGUGACCUACAAUCUACUACCGCCGAGCUGAACGAAUGGACGCAAAUGUCACAUCCAACCAUUCCUGAACCUCUACCCACACCAGACUACGCAAACUCUAUGGGGCCACCUCAGCUUCCACCUUACACCAAUUCCAGCCCACCCGAAGUCGCUUCAACGAUAUCUUUCACAAAUCCUAACAUAUCCGUUUUGAACGCCCCCGUAAGCCUCUCAUUCUCAAGCGACGACGAAAUUAGCCCUGUCGCUCGUUCUGCGAGACCCUCAUUACCACGAGCACCAACCUCCAACCCCUCGUCUUCUCUACCAAAAUCGACCAAAUCGCGCUCCGCCCCAAUCCCCUCCCCACCUCCGCCGCCCCUACAAACCCCACCAAAACAGCGUCCGAAACUCAAUUCGCAGAACACGUCAUCUUCCUCCGCCAAUAGCUUUAAACGGACCUCCAGCACUCAAGAAGCAAAAAGAAUAUCCACAGCCUCGUCAACAACAAGUCCAGUCCAAAACGAUGGACCAGACGCAGCAGACACGCUGUAUGAGUAUUUCCCGCUAGGUCUGGAUGAUUGGAUGCCACCCGUUGAUGCAGUCUAUCGGCCACAUGUGCAUCAUCACCAACAUACCAGUUCUAUACAGAAAAAUAGUAUGUCGGCAGAGACGGGUUCGGCGACCUUGGGUAGGGCGAGAAGUAAGAGGUUGCUUGGCGCUGACGACUGA
Endocarpon pusillum Z07020 is the source of this 1863-nucleotide messenger RNA. RefSeq lists its product as uncharacterized. Lineage: Eukaryota; Fungi; Ascomycota; Eurotiomycetes; Verrucariales; Verrucariaceae. The transcript is spliced from 2 exons. Gene Ontology annotation, cellular component: nuclear chromosome. Bases 1 to 1863 code for a protein of 620 amino acids. Gene Ontology annotation, biological process: meiotic cell cycle; positive regulation of transcription by RNA polymerase II. The record is from RefSeq and is a predicted model, not a curated record. Gene Ontology annotation, molecular function: DNA binding; DNA-binding transcription factor activity.